Messenger RNA from Danio rerio (zebrafish), 2985 nucleotides. The record is from RefSeq and is a predicted model, not a curated record. Lineage: Eukaryota; Metazoa; Chordata; Actinopteri; Cypriniformes; Danionidae.
GCGGAUCUGAGCAUUAACCUGCAGGACGACAGCAGCUUCUUCUAUGGUGUGUCCAGUCAAUAUGAGAGUUCAGAGAACAUGAUCAUCACCUCCUCCACUAAAGUCUGCUCAUUCGGCAAACAGGUGGUGGAAAAGGUGGAGACGGAGUACGCACGCUUCGAAAGUGGCAGAUACGUGUUCAGGAUCCAUCGCUCACCACUGUGCGAAUACAUGAUCAACUUCAUCCAUAAACUCAAACAUCUGCCGGAGAAAUACAUGAUGAACAGCGUACUUGAAAACUUCACCAUUCUGCAGGUUAUAACCAACAGAGACACUCUAGAAACCUUACUAUGCAUCGCUUACGUGUUUGAAGUGUCCACCAGUGAACAUGGAGCCCAACAUCACAUCUACAGACUGGUGAAAGACUGAAACCCACUGUGCUGAUUGCAGAUGGCAGACGCAACAGAGCCACAACGGCUCCUACAGUCACAACCCACAGGCUGGACCACAACCUACAGGCCAAAAACCACAACCCACAGGUCCAAAACCACAAACUACAGGCACAAAACCACAAACUACAGGCCAAAGCCACAGCCUACCGGCCAAAAAACACAACCUACAAGCCAAACCACAACCCACAGGCUGGAGAAAAAUAUACAGGCCAAAGCCACAACCCACAGGUCCAAAACCACAACCUAUAGACUGGAGACCAACCCACAGGCACAAAACCACAACCUACAGAACAUAAACCACAACCGAUAGGCCCAAAACCACAACCCACAGGCUAGAGAACAACCUACAGGCCAAAAGCCACAGCCUUCAGGCUGGAGAACAACCCACAGGCCAAAAACCACAACCUACAGGCCAAAAACCACAACCCACAUGCUGGAGAACAGCCUACAGGCCAAAAGCCACAACAUACAGGCUGGAGAACAACCCACAGGCCAAAAACCACAACCUACAGGCCUAAACACAACCCACAAGCCAAAAGCCACAACCUACAGGCCAAAAACCACAACCCACAUGCUAGAGAACAGCCUACAGGCAAAAAGCCACAACAUACAGGCUGGAGAACAACCCACAGGCACAACUUACAGGCCAAAAACCACAACCUACAGGCCAAAACACAAUCUACAGAACAAUAAACACAACCUACAAGCCAAAAGUACAACCCUCUGGCCAAAAAACAUUGCUGGAGAAAAACAGGCUGGAGAACAACAUACAGGCCAGAAACCAAAACCUACUGGCUGGAGAACAAACUACAGGUCAAAAACACAACCUACAGGCCAAAUUCAACCUACAGGGUCAAAACCACAACCCGAAGGCCAAAGAGCACUGCUUACAGGCCAAACACACACACACACACACACACACACACACACACACACACACACACACACACACACACACACACACACACACACACACACAACCUAUAGGCAAAUAAACAAUCUACAGGCCAAAGAUCAUAACCUACAGGCCAAAACACACAGCAUAUAGGCCAAAAACAAAACCUACAUGAUAAAAAACAGCCUACAGGUCAAAUCCACAACCUACAGGUCAAAUCCACAACCUACAGGCCAAAUCAACAACCUACAGGCCAAAACCACAACCUACAGGCCAAAAGCCACAAUCUACAGAACAAAAAAACAGCCUACAGGCCAAAAACACAACAUACAGAACAAAAACCAAAAACUACAGGCCAAAAAAAAAACCCCACAACCUACAAGCCAAAAACACACAACCUAUAGAACAAAAACAGCCUACAGACCAAAACCACAACCUACAGGCCAAAAACCACAACCCACAGGUCCAAAACCACAACCUACAGGCACAAAACCACAACCUACAGGACAAAAAACAGCCUACAGGCCAAAAAACACACCAUACAGGUCAAUAGCACAUCCUACAGGCCAAAAAAACACAACCUACAGGACAAAAAAACAGCCUACAGGCCAAAACCACAACCUACAGGCCAAAAAACACACCAUACAGGUCAAUAACACAUCCUACAGGCCAAAAAAACAACCUACAGGACAAAAAAACAGCCUACAGGCCAAAACCACAACCUACAGUACAAAACACACAACCUACAGGACAAAAACCGCCUACAGGCCAAAACCACAACCUACAGGACAAAACACAUAACCUACAGGACAAAAACCGCCUUCAGGACAAAAACCGCCUUCAGGCCAAAAACACAACUUACAGAACAAAAAACACAACCUAGAGGCCAAAACACAACCUUCUGCACUGCUGCUCCAGUAAAGCAGACAUAAGCACUGAUGAUCUACUGCUAUUUUUGCCACAUGCAGAUCGCAACGACAUUUGUUAGUGUUUUUUUAUAUAAUGGGAAAGCAUGAGAAAGUAUUUUGGUUUUCUGCAUUUCAUUUCAGCCUCUGUGUUUGUGUUGGUAUUUGUUAGUAUGGGAAUGAUCAGUCUGAUCUCACAAGGAAACAUAACUAUUUUAUAUAUUGUCAGAAAAGUAGCUAAUUUGUUAGUAUUCAUACUAUUUCGGUCAUAUAGGGGAUUUUUUAAAGGAGGCGUGGCCCUAUAAACUCCACCAUUGAGGAAUGAACAAACUGUACUAAAAUUACAUGUACAAAUAAAAUUGUGUGAAUGAAUAUGAAUUAGCCACUAAAUCGGAAAGUUACCAAGCUAUGAGAUCGCAUUGGAAUGAUGUUGGCCACUUAUCGGACUACGUAAUUUUUUUUGUUUGUUUGUUUUUUACAAACCAAACAGUUUUAUCUUCAUACACGUGAACGACUGGAUGUUGAUGUGUUUUUUUCGUAGAUUUGCUACAUUAUAUUUAUCAGCCAUGUUGUUGGACGUGGAUAAUUUAAACUUAAAACGGUCAAACCUGAAGAAAAAGGCUUUUCUUCUCAAGGGCUCAUAAAAACAAACAGUGUAUUUUAUGACGACAGAAUCCAGACACCUUAAAACAUAAAUGUGACUGAUAACAGUUUGAUAUUUGGAAUAAAGAGCGUGUUUGAUCCCUUGAAAUUG